GUGGUUCGGGUUCUUUUGGUUCAGGUUCUUUCGGUGGUUCUGGCUCUUUUGGUGGUUCAGGUUCUUUCGGUGGUUCAGGCUCUUUAGGUGGUUCGGGUUCUUUUGGUUCAGGUUCUUUCGGUGGUUCUGGCUCUUUUGGUGGUUCAGGUUCUUUUGGUUCUUUUGGUUCAGGCUCUUUUGGUUCGGGUUCUUUUGGUUCAGGUUCUUUCGGUGGUUCGGGCUCUUUUGGUGGCUCCGGCUCUUUUGGUGGUUCAGGUUCUUUACCGUCUGCAGGUUGUUUACCGUCUUCUUGUCUUUUUUGA
Molecule: messenger RNA, 302 nt
Organism: Funneliformis caledonium
Lineage: Eukaryota; Fungi; Glomeromycota; Glomeromycetes; Glomerales; Glomeraceae
Source: the annotation of a GenBank genome assembly